Pyrenophora tritici-repentis Pt-1C-BFP is the source of this 1215-nucleotide messenger RNA. RefSeq lists its product as uncharacterized. The record is from RefSeq and is a predicted model, not a curated record. NCBI's taxonomy places the organism in Eukaryota, Fungi, Ascomycota, Dothideomycetes, Pleosporales, Pleosporaceae.
AUGUGCAACGUCAUUCAGCUGCUAUUCAGCUGCGACCAUCUGGUCAAGGUCCGGCGCUCUCAAUGUAGAGAGACGAAACACAAGGACAAGCCAACGAACACCAGAGCUGCAUGCACGGCGGCGUCACUUCUCACUCUCAACGUUCAGGCCGACUGUAGCUCCUGCCUGUAUACAACUUGGGAAAACGACAAGACAGCCGAGUUAGCGCGCGCCAAAGCCUUCCUCGACGAACUCAAGAAGAAGUGCUUGCCUGGCGUCGACGAGAUAUCGGCACUGGUAGAAGAUCUCGAGGUAAAGUACCAGGCAGCAUCCUGGCACAUGGCUUCUCAUGCUUCUAAGAAACUGGCAAAGGUUCCCGUGACAAAUCACAGGACGGCAGCUUCGCCUCUUUUACAAGAAUUGCACCCGGAAGAUGUCAUGGGGGCUGAGUGUGAGAAGCAAUGGAAUGAAAUGGAGGACCGCGACUAUGAUGGGGACUACAUCGCAAGCAUGGACCCGAUGCAUCCUGUCAGCACUGACUAUUCUCACCCUCGGGAUGAUGACGAUGGCGCCUGGCUCUCAGAAGACUUGUUGCCUGAGGAACACACAACGCAGAACGAGGACGUGUUGCUUGACUUUGACCAGCCACGAUGGAUCUGGGACACGGCAGAGGAAGUGAGGAACACAGCAGUAGUACCAGAAGAUGACCACAACGCCAUUAAGCCCGCUUAUCGGGAUACCAAUGAUGGUGAGCUCAUGGCAUGGGGUACUUUGGCCCCCACAACUAAAGAUGAAGUACAACCAGACAAGACCCAGCUCGUCCAAGAUUUCUGGAAUUUCGUCAACCCUAUCAGCAACAACAGCAACAGCAACAGCAACACUGACACCGUCAACAUGAUAAUGGACCAAGAGCCCCAUGAACAGACUUUGCCCCUUCAAAUCCUCGAACCCACUCCAGGUUCCUCCCCCUCAACACCCCCGGAACAGACACCACACUGGCCAGACAGCCCCACGGAAGCCGAUCGUCGAAUCCUAACCUCACCGUCUGCCCCGUUAACCCGGCCACCUCCUCCAACAAGUCUAAACUCUACGCGUACAAACUUCGACAACCAGCGCCGACAGCUCAAGGAGCAGCUACAACGUGACAGAGAUCAGAAAAAGUUCCACGGCGGUUGGCUACGAGUGGCACGAGAGGAGGUAAAGGCUGUUGAAGGACUGUGGCUUCGUGAUCCAUGA